Molecule: messenger RNA, 2156 nt
Organism: Musa acuminata AAA Group (dessert banana)
Lineage: Eukaryota; Viridiplantae; Streptophyta; Magnoliopsida; Zingiberales; Musaceae
Product: cytochrome P450 87A3-like
Exons: 8
Coding region: 98-1570 (490 amino acids)
Biological process (GO): sterol metabolic process; multicellular organism development; brassinosteroid biosynthetic process
Molecular function (GO): monooxygenase activity; heme binding; oxidoreductase activity, acting on paired donors, with incorporation or reduction of molecular oxygen
Source: RefSeq, a predicted model, not a curated record
GAAAGUAUUCCUCAAUCAUUGUACUAUCUUUUUCAUUUCCUCGAAGUUCUGCCGAAGCCAACACCUUAUCCUCAUCCUCCACUCUUACACUUCAGCUAUGCAUAUGGCAUUCCUGGUUGCCAUGUUCAGUGCAGUGUCGGUGGUCGUACUGGCGGUUCACUGGGUUUACAGAUGGAGGAACCCAAGGUGCAGCACCGGAAACCUUCCGCCUGGCUCCAUGGGUUUGCCUCUGCUUGGCGAGACCAUGCAAUUCUUCUCACCGAACACCACUUUCGAUGUCUCUCCCUUCAUCAAGAACAGGAUAAAGAGGUACGGGCCAGUGUUCAGAACCAGCUUGGUCGGCCUGCCUGUGGUUGUGUCCACCGACCCGGAGCUCAACCACUUCGUCUUCCAACAAGAGGGGAGGCUGUUCGAGAGCUGGUACCCUGAGACCUUCACCGAGAUCUUUGGCCGCAGCAACGUGAGCUCCUUGCAUGGAUUCAUGUACAAGUACCUCAAGAGCUUGGUUCUCAAGCUCUUCGGUCCCGAGUCCCUCAAAGAGCUGCUGCUUCGUGAUGUGGAGACGGCAGCAUGCGCCAAUCUCUCCUCGUGGUCGCGUCUGUCGAGCAUCGAGCUGAAGGAAGCCACGUCAAAUAUGAUAUUUGAUCUCACUGCCAAGAAGUUGAUUAGCUACGAAUCUUCGUCUUCAUCUGAGAGUUUGAGGAAAAAUUUUGUGGCCUUCCUACGAGGACUGAUCUCGUAUCCGGUGGAUCUCCCAGGCACAGCUUAUCACCGGUGUAUGCAGGGAAGGAAGAACGUAUUGAAAGUGCUGAAAAAUAUGCUUAAAGAAAGGCGGAAUUCUCCAUGGAAACAACAUGGAGAUUUCUUCGACUGUGUCAUUGAAGAGCUGAACAAAGAAAGAUCAUUGAUAACGGAGACCAUUGCUCUGGAUUUGAUGUUUGCGCUGCUCUUCGCGAGCUUCGAGACCACAUCUCUGGCCCUCACGCUGGCCAUAAAGUUUCUCACGGACCACCCAAAUGUACUGGAGAAAUUGACAGAAGAGCAUGACACAAUACUAAAGAACCGAGAGGACCCAAUGACAGGAGUGACAUGGAUGGAGUACAGAUCAAUGACAUUCACAUUUCAGGUUAUCAAUGAAACAGCGAGGUUGGCAAAUAUAGCGCCAGGGAUCUUCAGAAAAGCACUGAAGGACAUCCAGUUUAAUGGAUACACAAUUCCUGCAGGAUGGCGAAUCAUGGUGUGUCCUCCAGCAGUGCAUCUGAACCCUGAGAUAUACGAGGAUCCACUCACCUUCGACCCAAGUAGAUGGAAGGAGAGGCCAGAACUGAAUGGUGGGUCCAAGCAUUUCAUGGCUUUUGGAGGGGGCAUGAGAUUCUGUGUGGGCGCUGAAUUCGCCAAGCUGCAGAUGGCCAUCUUCCUCCAUUGCUUGGUGACCAAAUACAGGUACAGUUUGGCCCUACCUUCCACCAUUUUUCUUUUCUUUUACAUAGUGGAAAUACGUUGGCCAUGGUUAACAAGGCAACUGCAUGAGCUUCAUGUACACACUGACAAAGCCCAUUCCCACAAUUAAUCCAUUAGCAUUAGCAGCAAAUCAUGCUCUCCAAAAUGCACCAUUUGUUCCACGAGUUAUAGAAGGAUUUCAUGGCAAGUGACCAUGUUUGAGAAUUAUAUGAUCCUGGAUGAAGGCUGCAGAGAGAUGUUUAUCUCGCAAUGGCACCAUAUGAUACUGCUCGUUUUGUCUGUAAACCUUUCAUUUAUUUGUAAUUCUGCUUUUGUCAGCUGGAGGGCAAUCAGAGGAGGAAAUAUAGUCCGAACGCCAGGAUUAGGAUUCCCAAAUGGUUAUCACAUCCAGCUCUUUCCCAAAGCUUGAUGAUCUGCAGGGAGAUGGCUUAGACACAGAUCAGUUGUAAGAUAUGUAUAAUAGAGAGUCUAAAUUUCCAUAGAACAAUUAUAUUGUGGUCUAUAGACAUGGCUGCUGGUGGCUCAAGAACUGUUGUUUGGGACCUUCUCCUCUUCUUCCUCAUUGCUACAGUCCUGAGAGAAGAUUUGGUGGUUCCAUCAAAGGUACCUUCUGUUCUCUGCAAGUGUGUAGUGUGUGCAAACUGCUGUUCUGUGCGGUCCACUUGAGAAAUAAAAUCUUGAAACUUUGUGUGUUU